Molecule: messenger RNA, 1795 nt
Organism: Metschnikowia bicuspidata var. bicuspidata NRRL YB-4993
Lineage: Eukaryota; Fungi; Ascomycota; Pichiomycetes; Serinales; Metschnikowiaceae
Gene: NDH51
Product: Ndh51p
Exons: 1
Coding region: 36-1484 (482 amino acids)
Molecular function (GO): NADH dehydrogenase (ubiquinone) activity; NAD binding; 4 iron, 4 sulfur cluster binding
Source: RefSeq, a predicted model, not a curated record
GCACCCGCCCCCUCUUUUUGGCCAUGCUUCGUAAUAUGAAAACCCCCGCGCGGGCCGCGCGGCGCUUGGCCACGUCUGCGGACGCGGCCGCCGUGCCCAACCGCGUGCACGGCGGCUUGAAGGACCAGGACCGCAUCUUCCAGAACGUCUACGGCACGUACGGCCACACGUUGAAGGCCGCGCAGAAAAUGGGCGACUGGCACAAAACCAAGGAGAUCAUCCUCAAGGGCGACAAGUGGAUCAUCGACGAGAUGAAGAAGUCCGGGUUGCGCGGGCGCGGAGGCGCCGGGUUCCCGUCCGGGCUCAAGUGGUCGUUCAUGAACCCGCCCGGGUGGGACAAAAACCCCGGCCCGCGGUACUUGGUGGUCAACGCGGACGAGGGCGAGCCGGGCACGUGCAAGGACCGCGAGAUCAUCCGCAAAGACCCGCACAAGUUGGUGGAGGGCUGUCUUUUGGCGGGCCGCGGCAUGAACGCCACGGCCGCGUACAUCUACAUCCGUGGAGAGUUCUACAACGAGACGGUGGUGUUGCAGGAGGCCAUCAACGACGCGUACAAGGCCGGGCUUCUCGGCAAGAACGCGUGCGGCUCCGGCUACGACUUCGACGUGUACAUCCACCGCGGCAUGGGCGCGUACAUCUGCGGCGAGGAGACCGCGUUGAUCGAGUCCAUCGAGGGCAAGGCCGGCAAGCCGCGGUUGAAGCCGCCGUUCCCCGCCGGCGUGGGUCUUUUCGGGCGCCCCACGACCGUGGCCAACGUCGAGACCGUGGCCGUGGCGCCCACGAUCUUGAGGCGCGGCGGCGACUGGUUUGCCGGCUUCGGGCGCGAGCGCAACGCGGGCGUCAAGUUGUUCUGCAUCUCGGGGCACGUCAACGAGCCCUGCACCGUGGAGGAGGAGAUGUCCAUCCCCUUGAAGGAGUUGUUGGAGAAGCACUGCGGCGGCGUCAAGGGCGGCUGGGACAACUUGUUGGGCGUGAUCCCGGGCGGCUGCUCCGUGCCCAUCAUGCCCAAGGACGUGUGCGACAACGUGUUGAUGGACUACGACGCGUUGAAGGACGUGGGCUCGGGCUUGGGCACGGCCGCGGUCAUUGUCAUGAACAAGCAGACGGACAUCAUCCGCGCCAUCCAGCGCUUCUCGGCCUUCUACAAGCACGAGUCGUGCGGCCAGUGCACGCCGUGCCGCGAGGGCACCACGUGGUUGCUGAGCAUGAUGGCGCGCUUCGUCAAGGGCCAGGCCACGGAGAAGGAGAUCGACAUGAUCUUCGAGUUGACCAAGGAGAUCGAGGGCCACACCAUCUGCGCGUUGGGCGACGCCGCCGCGUGGCCGGUGCAGGGCUUGAUCAAGUCCUUCCGCCCCGUCAUGGUCGACCGCAUCAACCAGUACAAGCAAGCCCACCAGCCCGUGGCGCCCGGCGGAUGGACGGCGGCCGGCAAGGUCAAGGAGGGCGUGGUGGUCGACAACCCGCUCCCGGUCGCCCACCACUAGACGCUUCCUGCCGUCGACCCCGGAUUUCGCGUGCCGCCAGGCACUGUUUAUUCGCCUGCAUUUAAUACACACCACCGCUACUGACCUCCGUGAUGUAGGCCGUGGCCUUGUAGACGGGCGGGGGCUCCCAUGCUGGGCUCUCUGUGCGGCCAGCCCCGUAGAUCCAUUGCGCUGUCGCAGGGUUGUGCCUGUGGUGUCUGCAAGGACGGCGGACUCCUUUGCUGGGGAUGUCCGGCUGGAGAUACUUUAACAGAAUAGAUUGAAAAAGGGUGUACAGAUAUAAAUUAGUUUCCGAGUUUAAUAGAUACUAA